This is a messenger RNA of Stylophora pistillata, 2156 nucleotides long. RefSeq lists its product as uncharacterized. The record is from RefSeq and is a predicted model, not a curated record. Gene Ontology annotation, biological process: calcium ion import across plasma membrane. Gene Ontology annotation, molecular function: calcium channel activity. NCBI's taxonomy places the organism in Eukaryota, Metazoa, Cnidaria, Anthozoa, Scleractinia, Pocilloporidae. Gene Ontology annotation, cellular component: plasma membrane.
GAACAGAGCUAUGGAUGAAGUUCAUGUUGAAAGACUGAUUCAGCAAUACAAGGAUAGUGGGGAACUGGAUGGCGAAGAUCCAGCUCUUUUAAUGUUAAAACAGUGGCCAGCAUCUAAACAGUUCAAAGAUAAUCCUGAGAAACUUCCAGGCCUUGAACAACAGAUAAAUCGGCAUUUGGAGAUUCUGUUGGAGAGUGAACUAAACUCAGACAAGAGAUAUGGGAAGUUCAGAGAUACAGUAGAUAAAACUAAGAAGACUCUAAUGCAUUAUGCAGCAGAGCAUGGCUUUUUACAUGUCACCAAAACACUCGCAAGGAAACUUCCUCUGCUACUUUCCAUGACAACAGAAGAUGUACAGAAACCUGUGAAAAAAAGAGCCAUGUUGCCUGUGGAAUUGGCGAUAGCAUCAGAGAAUGAUGAUGUGGCAGCAUUUUUGGUUAGAGUUAUGUGGCAUGGAAGAGUGCAAAGCUUAUUUUCCUGGACACCAGGAAAAAUGACCAAUCCUAAGCCAUCCCUACUCAGUUUCAAGGGAAUCACUGAGAAUCCUAAAUUGAAGAAAACAGUAGUGGCUGUAUUAGACCAGAUGAUAAACCCUCACUGGCCAUAUCUUCCACAGCGACAAGAAAACUAUGAAACAGAAGAAGAGAGGGAGGCAAUUGAGGGAGUAUGGAAGACAAUCACAGAUGAUCCAUUAAACUAUCACUUUUAUUUUCAUAUUCUGGAUGGAGAUAAGGAUGGACAACCCCCAAAGAUUAUGACAUUAGAUGGAUACUGGCAGAUAGAUAACAAAUAUUUUAACUGGAGAGACAGUUCUUGUUUACAUACUAUUGCAAAGAGCAACAAUAAGGAGGCUUUGCAACACCCUGUGGUCAGAAUGUUGAUUAAAACAAAAUGGAAACGUUAUGGACAUUUGUUCCUCAGCCUUCAAGCCGCAUUGUAUGUGAUCUUCUUGCUGUGUUUGUCAUAUUCUCUGCUACAUGCUUCAACCAAACUGGACCCCACCCAUUACAGUGGUGCACUGGACUUACUACGUGGAUUCUGUGAGAUUGUCACUCUUCUUAUGGUUGUGUUUUACACCUGUGAAGAAAUCUAUCAAAUAAGAAUAGAGGGGCGUUCUUAUUUUACACAGUGGAUGACUCUGUUUGACUGGUUGGGCCAGCUGUUUAUUCUGUGUAUAAUACCGUUACGAUACAUGGAUCUCAAAGCUCAGUGGAUGGUGACAUCUUUGGCCUUCUUGUUCAACUUCAUGAGGAUCUUUAAGUUUUCGUGUUUGUCAAGGACUACAGGGUUAUACACACAAACCUUGGCCAAAAUCAUAUUACAUGACGUCACACGAUCCAUGGCAGUUUUUGUUGUGAUCUUUUUCUCUUUCUGUGGUGCAUUGACUUUAUCACUCUGUUACUCCGGAUCCAGUGAAAACCAAGAACUUCGUGGUUUUGGAGACGUCUUGUUGAGCGGAUUUCAAGCACUGUCUGAUCAGUAUCCAAUGGUUGAAGACUACUCAACUUUCAACUGGCUGUCAGUUCUGCUGAUGAUGGCGUACAUGGGGACAGUGACUGUAAUUCUACUCAACAUUCUCAUUGCACAAAUGAGUACGACCUACACUCAGGCCAAACAAGUCGCUCGCCUUGAGUAUGAUGUUGAUCGGAUUUUACAACUCACUCGCAUGGAGAGAUUUCCUUUUCUGAAUUUGCGUGUGAAGUAUUACAAGGAGGGAGACUGGAUCAGUGAAAUGAAUCUCGCAAAAGAGCUUCUUGAAUUCAGUGAAGAUCGCAAUCCGUGGGAGUCAGUCGAAGAAAAACUUUGUGCGAUCAGGGAAAAGAUGAGAAAGAUGGUGAAACAGAUGAGGCCUGCGCAAUAUUAAAACGAGUGUCUGUUUACAUUAAAUUGAGACAUUAAUUUGCAAUUGCCAUUAGUUGUAGUUUUAUGCGACAAUAUGAGACGUUAACUGCCUUUGAAGGGAGAAGAUAGAGGCGAUGGGUAUUACGAGAAUUUCGUCAGAUUAUUUAUAAAGCUGCAAUCAGGACUGUUAUGCGAAAGAAAUCAACAACAACGACAAUUUUUGUGAACAAACUGUAUGGCUGAAAAUAAAAGAAAAGGGAAAACGGGUGUGACAAACAGUUGAAUUAGAAAGAAAGCAUAACCACAUUAGAAAA